GACUGAGGUUCACGCCCUGCGCCAGGCGGAGCUUCCGGGAGGGUGGCCGCUCUCCCGGGCCCCAAGCUCGCGAGUCCUCGGAUCCCAGAAACAUAACUCCGGGGGUGCAGACCUGCUUGGAGGCCCGGCCUCUUCCCUGGGAGGCGUUCGCUCCCGCCGGGCCAAGGACUAGGUCGCCGAUCCAAGCGGCUGGGUCAAACGUCUAUUGAAAAAGCAGAGAGAGGAUGCCUCGGCGUGUAAGGGGAGUGACGAGGACCUGAUCCUUGGGCCGUUUGGGAACACUGGCUGCCGUUUGAUCACAGUCAGCCUGGACUCAGAGAAUUUCAAGAGCUUGUUGGUUGGGUCAAGAUAAACCUACGCAUGACGUCGUGCUGAUCCUGGGUUUAUAGUCGUCCUUUUUAACCUGCAAAGAAGCAUUUGAAGACGUUGUCUCAUGGGUACCGCUUGCCAGCCUUUGGAGGAUGUGAAGCCGGCAGAGAAAUAAAGCGCCGCCCCUCUGCGCGUCCCUCCCCGUCUGCUAGAAUGUUUCUCAUGAACGCUCCUCCAGUGGUUGCUCUCCAGUCCAAAUGGGAGGCCUUUGGCCCGCCAGGGAGCUGUAGGUUCCCCGGGUGCUUCUCGGAGGCUGACGAGGGCGUGGAGAGCGCGUCGGUGAGCGCCCGGGUGCAGAUGCUCAUCAGCACGCUGCAGCGUGACGGGGCUGCUCGGGGCACCAGCGAUGAGCGUGCUACGCAGAGGGGUCACAGGGCAGAGGGAUGCCACGACGCCAGGCCGGCCGCCAAGCCCACCGUGCACAAGGAGCCGCCCACGCUGGCUGCCUGUGGUCUCGUUGCUGACUUUGACCCCAUGGGGGAGGAGGAAACUGCAGACUUUGGCCCGUUGGUGCUAGAUUCAGACAGUGACGAUUCCGUGGACCGGGACAUUGAGGAGGCCAUCCAGGAGUACCUGAAGGCAAAGAGUGGAGCCACACAGCCUGGGGCCGGUGGGGCUCAGCCAGGCACAGCCCAGCCUUCCAGGGCCGCAGGCGGAGGCAGUAGAUGUAAGCCGGAACCGGCUCACGGCAGUGCUCCGACUGCCCUGUGUCCACCAAAACUUGUACCUGGAUCAGGUGGUGGCCCCGGCAACCAGGCGGGAUCCAGUGAGGACCAGGGCUCCGCCUCCCCGGUCAGUGUAAGCAGCGAUGAUUCCUUUGAGCAGAGCAUCAGGGCGGAAAUAGAACAGUUUCUGAAUGAAAAGAGACAGCACGAGACCCAGAAAUGCGAUGGGUCCGUGGAGAAGAAACCAGACGCAAAUGAACAUUCGGCCAAGUCACUCUCGAAAUCCCACCAAGAGCCAGCUACAAAGGCGGUGCCUCGGCAGGGCCCGACGGGCGUCCAGAAGGAGUUCGCCUUCCGCAAGCCUCCCCGGUUGGUGAAGACGAACGUGCAGCCCAGAAGCCUCAGGUCCAAGGUCACGACCACGCAGGAGAACGAGGGCAGCACGAAGCCAGCAACCUCCUGCCGCCCUUCAGAAGCAGCACAGAAUAAAAGUGGGACCAAAAGGGGCACCAGCGCGGCAAGGAGGGGAAAGCGAGUCACGAGCCUGGCACAGGCACCCGAGGCGUCUGACUCCAGCAGCGACGACGGCAUCGAGGAGGCCAUCCAGCUGUACCAGCUGCAGAAAACACGUAGGGAGACCGAAGGGGACCCGCCCCAGACGGCCCAGCUCCGAGAGGAGAGAGCACCCGAUCCUUCCACACACAACACAAGCAGCGCCCCAAAAAGUGCCUUGCCCGAGACCCAUAGGAAAACACUCAGCAAGAAGAAGCCAGUGGCCGCCAAGACCACGGACCCUGGUCCGGGGGACGCUGACCAUUCCCCCAAGCUCCUGAAGGAAACCAAAGCUCCACCUCCAGCGAGCCCGGCCUCCAGGAGCGAGUUUGUGGAACGGUCCUCGUGCCGGGCAGACACAUCUGCUGAGCUGAUGUGCGCAGAAGCAAUCCUGGACAUUUCCAAGACCAUCCUGCCGGCCCCUGUGGAGGGCAGUGACCGGUCCCUGUCUGCAAGCCCCGUCUUCUACUCCCCGAACGUGCCUUCCCGCUCUGACGGCGACAGUAGCUCCGUGGACAGUGAUGACAGCAUUGAGCAGGAAAUCCGGACGUUUUUGGCCCUCAAGGCGCAGUCGGGGAGUUUGCUGGCCAGAGGUGAGAGCUGCCCUCAGGCUGCCCAGGUUCCACCUUUGCCGCCUGGCCUCAGCAGCCAGACCAGCGGCCCCAAGGCCCCUCUUUCUAAAACACGAGACCCACUGCUGGGCUGCACAAGGAAGCGUAAAGGCGGUGGCCAUGUGAGGCCAUCCACGCCCAAGAAAACGCGGGAGGUGGUGAAAGACAGUGGCCGGGAUGCCAACCAUAGCCAGGGGAGAGCCUCCGAGCCUGGCCAUGAGGGGCGGGACCUGCCUGUCCAGGGCAAAGCCAGCGAGGCCCCGGGAGGGGAGGGCGCCGCCAGGGGACCCGGCGACACUCGCGUGUCACAGGGCCAGGGUAAGACAGACGAGGUGAGGCGCCUAGAAGAGAAGGAAAGCUCCGAAGACAAAAGCAGCUCCCUGGACAGUGACGAGGACCUGGACACAGCCAUCAAGGACUUGUUAAGGUCCAAGCGAAAGCUCAAGAAGAGGUGCAGGGAGCCCAGGGCUGCGUGCAGGAAGAAGGUCAGGUUCAGCACCGCCCAGACGCACUUCCUGGAGCAGCUGGGCGGGCUCCGGAGAGACUGGAAAGACAGGGGCCCGCCGGUGCUGAAGAGCUGCCUCUCCAAGUCCAAGAGAGGCAGUGGCGAGGGCCCCUGGAAGAAACCCCCCAGUGUCUUUGGCAGCACGGCAGAGAGGACGAAGCAGGAGGGCCCCGGGAGCCAGGACACGGCCCUGGCCUUCCAGGUGAGGAGACCCGCCUCUGCCUCCGCCUCUGCCUCCACGUCCGCCUCCGAAGGGAUUCCAUUCCCCAGGGAGUCCCAGGACCCAGCUCCCAGCCCCAGCUCCCUGUCUGAUGAUAGCAGUUCAGUGGACAGCGACGAUAGCAUCGAACUGGAGAUUAGAAAGUUUUUGGCGGAAAAGGCCAAAGAGUCAGUGAGCAGUUCAGAAGUUCAGGCAGAGGGCCCCACUGCUCUCGGGACAGGGGGCCCAGCCAGGCCAGAGUUGCUGUGCAGAAGGGAGCCGGCCCCACUGCCUGGCGUGUGCACACGGAGCCAGAGGGCCAGGGGGGUCCCACAUCUGGCCGACGGGCUUCGAGACACAGAGAGCGUGGGAGCACAGGGCGCAGCCGGUCUGUUCAGCCAGGGCGGGAAGGGGCUCCCUGCUGCUCCGGCCCGAGGGGAUCCGGUGCCACCCAGGAGCACCAGUGGCAGUGUCUCCGCCAAGGGGCUCUCCGUGAGCAGGAGAAACGUUUACGUUCACAAAGACCAGAGCCCACGAGGGGCCGAGCCUGCUGCCAAAAGUGCUUUUGGUCAGCUGCCCAGCUGUGCCACCGUGGGCACCGAGGCAGGAGGUGCCAGAGGAACCUUUCACAUGGGCUGCGGGAGCCCGAGCUUCCUGACCCCCAGCCCGGGAGCUGAGAGGGACACUGGAGCCCAGGCCGACCGUGCCCUGCCCUGGAGUGACUUCGCCCACCAGAGUCGGCUGCCCAGCCCGUGGGUGCUGCGCUCCGAAGGCACAGAUGCGGCGUGGAGAGGGGGCAUCGGGAGUGAGAGAGACAAGGGGUCUGAGGGACCCGGCCGGGGCCUGCCCAGCCUGCCCCUUGCGGGUUUCUCCCCGCUGCUGUCCACCCAGCUCUUCCACUUCGGAAAGGGUGUCUCCUGGGGGGGCAGGCAGGCCGGCCUCUUCAGCCCCCACCUGGGGCUGCCUCUGCAGGGCCCCUCCUUCUCGGCCUUCAGGGAGGCCCAGGCCGGACCCAGCCCUGUCUUUGGAAGCCCACACUUGCUGGCGAAGAAGGACGGCAGCCCCUGGCCAAGCAGGAAGGCACAGACAGGGCUGAGUUUGCACGACAGGAGGAGCUCGGGCUCGGAGGAAAGCAUUUUAGACCUGAGGUAUCGACGAAGGGUCAUCAACAGAGAUGACCAGGACCAGGACGCCUUGGGCAGUGACGCCAGUGACUUCAGCGACACCUCCGCGGAGGACAGCGGCGGCAGCUCAGUAGUGAAGGUCUAAGCCCUCGAGCUAUGGGUUCGUGUCCCGGGUUCCGUGCAUUCGUGGAAAGCGGCGUAGCCGUAUGUGUAGCCGUGCGUGCGUGUGAUGGUUCUGUGGUUGCAGGGAGGGGAAACGGUCUGUUAUACAUAACCCUGUAUAUAUGUACACCAACAUGAAACUUUUAUUUAACAGACGUGUCCUGGUAAAUAUGAUUUUUGUAGCUUUUUGUAAAUUAUUUAAAGUGAUGUAAAAACUAUUUUUGGAAAAUCCUGUUGUUCGAUUUUGUAGGGUGUUCCUAACUGCAGUCUCUGUGUUAUGCAUACAAGUCUUCGAUUAGAAAACAUUUGGUUCUUAUCGUCGCAGCCAGGUUCACAGAGACUCUGAUGCUUUUUAGUUGGUUACUGGUGAGAAUGCCGGCGGUGACUGCAGUGGUAGCCUGAGGAAGGCCGAGCUGCCCUCCCUGUGAAUCGCUCAGAUGCCCCCGAGAUGUCCGUUGGGAAGCUCCCAGGACAGCACUUUUUAUACAGAGGACACCCCCUCGGCCCCACAGUCCUUGGAGGCCAGAGCACACCUGAAAACUGCAAUUACAGCCGUCCAUUGGAAACACCUUUCGAAGCACAAUGGCCAGCGAGCACGUGACUGCUCCCUGUUGCAUGUCAAAUCCACACAGAGGUCAGCAGCAGCUGCUCUGCAGCCCAGCCCUGGGCCUGGGUGGGUUCAUGUCCAAUCUUGUUCAAUCACUAGAUGAUUCUAACAUCGAAAUAAACCUCUUUUUAUAUGGA
Molecule: messenger RNA, 4931 nt
Organism: Mandrillus leucophaeus (drill)
Lineage: Eukaryota; Metazoa; Chordata; Mammalia; Primates; Cercopithecidae
Gene: PPP1R26
Product: protein phosphatase 1, regulatory subunit 26
Exons: 5
Coding region: 523-4170 (1215 amino acids)
Biological process (GO): negative regulation of phosphatase activity
Molecular function (GO): protein phosphatase inhibitor activity
Source: RefSeq, a predicted model, not a curated record